UGUCACUUGCCGGGUGUUGUUGUUUUCGAACCAGCCGCAAUUGCUCCGUGAAAAAGUUUGAGAAAGUAAAGAAAAAUACAAAUUUCAGGACAUUAAAGUUAAAUUAUUUGAUAAGCAAGAGCUUAAGCGCAAGAGGGAAAGUGUUUUCGUAGAGCUUUUCCUCGUCCUUCUUAAUCCCCUUAUAGUAAGACUAAAUUGAAGCGGAUUAGGUGUUAAUGAACACACCGCGAAACCCACCGGAACGCAACACCUCGUUGGACCCCACUCGUAGUGUGGAUUGUGCAAAACAAGACAUCGGCCAACCACUUUAUCUCUUAUCAGCAGUAAACACCAUCGCAAGGCAGGAGGAAAAAAAGGGCCGUAAACGAUACACCACACAUCGUUAAUGCUCAGUGUACGUAGUUCUUGCGCGUACGCAGAAGCAUACGCACCGUGCGACCGGACCGGACUCGGAGAACCAGUUUUAUUUGUAGCUUCAUUUAGUGCCCAAAAUUGAAUGAUACAGCAUAUUUACAUAAACCGGUUUUUGGCACAAGGGACAGCGAACUACAAGAAGAGCGCAGCAUGUUUGCCAGACGAAUUCUUCUCACAAACAGACAUCUGUUGCAGUCGUCGUCUUGUAGAGUGAUUCCCGUUGUUGUGGACAGCAAUGCAACAGGUGACAAGGCGGGAGGAUGGAUGCAAACAGCGUUGCUACAUCAGGGACAGCAGCAUCAAUCAGGCGGCGGCAGCGGCACCUCGGCCGGUGUGUCAUCGUUAUCUGCGACAGCCGUCAUCUUGGGAGGAUCAUUACUGACGUAUCUGAUAACGGAAAAGAUAAAGAAAGGCUCACCGCAUGUCUUCGCGAAGGAAGCAUCGCUAGACGAAAUUCGCAAAGCACACGACACCGUGCGGAAGGACCUGCCCGAAUACACGAUGGACGAGAUCGUGCAGCACAACGCACCGGCCGCCGGCAUUUGGGUAACGUACGGUGUCGGUGUGUACGACAUAACGUCCUUCGUUCCGAAACAUCCGGGCAGCGAUAAGGUGAUGCUGGCGGCCGGUGGCGCAAUCGACCCGUUUUGGCACAUCUUCCAGCAGCACAACACGCAUGAGGUGCUGUCCCUGCUGGAAACGUACCGCAUUGGAAAUUUGCGGCCAGACGAUGUGGUGGGAACGAAAGAUUUGCACGACCCAUGGUCUGGGGAGCCGAAGCGCCAUCCCAUACUGAAACCUGCCACACUGAAACCCUUCAAUGCGGAACCACCGGCUUCGGUGCUAGUGGAUAGCUUCCUGACGCCAAAUGAAUUCUUUUACGUACGGAACCAUCUGCCCGUGCCGGAAGUGGACAUAAAAAGCUACGAGCUCGACAUGGAGAACGAGAAGACGGGCCGGAGCAAAACGAUCCGCUUUGCCGAUCUGCUCAAGUACCCGAAGCACACCGUCACGGCCACAAUCAUGUGCGGCGGUAAUCGGCGCAGCGAAAUGAUGGAAGUCAAACCGAUCAAGGGACUGCCGUGGGGUGCGUCGGCGGUGGGCAAUGCCAGGUGGACCGGUGCCCGUCUCUGCGACGUGUUGCGCGACAUGGGUGUGCGGCCGGGCGAUGAGGAAGGACACGUACAGUUCGAAGGACUCGAUACCGAUCCGACCAGCACACCGUACGGUGCGUCGAUUCCACUCGCCAAAGCAAUGGACCCGCGCGGUGAUGUCAUUCUGGCGUACGAAAUGAACGGACAACCGUUGAACCGUGAUCACGGGUUUCCUGUGCGCGUAAUCGUUCCCGGUGUGGUAGGAUCGCGGAACGUGAAAUGGUUGGGAAAGAUUAUCGUAUCGCGCAACGAAAGCGCUUCCCACUGGCAGCAGAACGAUUACAAAUCGUUCAGCCCCAGCACCGAUUGGGAUACGGUCGACUUUAAGAGUGCGCCGGCCAUCCAGAACAUGCCCAUCACGUCCGCCAUCUGUACGCCGGCCAGCGGGGAAACGGUGAAGGCGGAGGAUGGGUACGUGACGGUGAAGGGAUACGCGUGGUCCGGUGGUGGAUCGGAAAUCGUUCGUGUCGACCUGAGUGCGGACGGUGGUAAAACGUGGAUCGUGGCGAAGCUGGACGAAAGUGAGCGGGGCACCGGACCGGGACGUCACUGGUCGUGGUCGUUGUGGUCGGCUAAGGUACCGGUGAAAGCGGGACAGAAAGGACCGAUCGAAAUACUGUCGAAAGCGGUCGACAGCAACUACAACACGCAGCCGGAAUCGUUCGCCAACAUCUGGAAUCUGCGCGGUGUGGUUGGCAAUGCGUACAGUCGGGUGAAAGUUAACGUUAAGUAACUGGCACUCGCGGGUGAUAAGCUCGAGCGACUGAUAAGAGACAGGCUAAAGUUAAACCCCGAUUGACCUAAUUUGAUUAUGGCAAUGAAUUCUGAGCAAAAGUCAUGUUCACUUACCUAGUGAGUAUCGUUUGGGAGGUCGCAGCUAAGCUGUUGGUGCAAUUUUCUCUUUCUUUUCGGUUGUAAUAGGUGAUGGAAAAGGCGAACAAAUAAAAUAGUGAUACAGUUCUCAGAGAAGGAUACCAGGGUAAAGUUUCGAUAGUAUAUGUCGAUAUGAUAAAAUAAUGCUCACCUGUUUCGUUUCUAGUUGACUAUGUAAUUCUACGACGUUUCUUUAAUCGUAAUAGCACCAGGGAUCGGAACAUGGAGGCCGAUCGGAACUUCCAAGCCUACUGAAAGAAUAAAUCACUUCAAGAUCCUUUGCCAA
This is a messenger RNA of Anopheles stephensi (Asian malaria mosquito), 2727 nucleotides long. RefSeq names its product sulfite oxidase (gene shop). The transcript is spliced from 5 exons. Lineage: Eukaryota; Metazoa; Arthropoda; Insecta; Diptera; Culicidae. The coding region runs from base 565 to 2301 and encodes 578 amino acids. The record is from RefSeq and is a predicted model, not a curated record. Gene Ontology annotation, molecular function: molybdenum ion binding; oxidoreductase activity. Gene Ontology annotation, cellular component: mitochondrion.